AUGUGUUCAAUUAUUAGUGAAAAUAUGAACAGAAAUAGCUUGCAUGAUAUGAAAACAGACAAGUAUUCUAGUAGCAGUACUCGGUCAUUCACAACUAGCAGUAUUGCUCUCAUCAAUGAAAACAAACCAAGUGAAAGAGAGGAGUCCUCCCACAAGCCUCUCUCUCUCAAGUCAUCAUCGUGGCUAAUGAAUAGAAUUAGAGGGAAUUUUCCUACCAAUAGAGAUCUCUUUCAAUUAUUUGUUACUAUAAUUGCCUUGAUAGCAGGAACAUUAUUCUUUACAUCGGAUUACUUUUUAAAUUUACUAGUUCAAUCUUCGAUGAAGCUGUUGGAAUGGGACAAAUACUUUAGUUACGAGUCUAUAAGCGGAUGCUUUUUUUGUGGUUCCAUGAAAAUUCAUAAUCUUUAUGUGAAAGAUUUUCAAGUAACACCACACCAUGUGGUGAAUGGGAAGGUCGAGAAUCUCUAUAUUGUUAUUCCAUGGUAUUUGAUUGCAAAGGAAUGUGUUAUCAAAUAUUUCAAACCAAAUAGUACGACCUAUCUGUAUAUUCCCAGAUUUGUUGCAAUUGGAGGCAAUAUUCGCUUUAUACAGCAUGAAGAGCAGAACGACAGUACAAUAUUGCCAAAGAAUCUUGGAUUUGAUACUCUUGUCACGGAAGGAGUUGGCAUAUUUGACAUGAAUAUUAACUUGAAUAAUUCUGACAAUGUAUUGGUAGACAGGUUUGAAGUCUUUCAUACAUUAUCAUUUCACAAAUCUGGAUCUACAAAUUUCUAUCCCUUUGUAGUAUUUUCUAAGGGAAAAUUCACUCUCAACCAACACAACACCUUCCACGUGAACAUUUAUCACGAUGAUCCUUCUAACAGCUUUGAAAAUUCAGGCAGUGAUGACUACUGGAGUUGGCGACAUGAAAAUACUCAUCACUUGUGCUCUCAAUGGACAAUUUCAAAUAUUGACCAUUCGUUGGUAGUCUUGUGUAAAUACCACGACAAGACUGUUCAACUUCAAACACAUCUCAACAACAAUGACGCUAUCGUUCAUGCUCUGUCCAUUCCUCACGAACACUUUACACUCCACAAAUCCUACCAAUUUAUUUUACCUUACCUCAAAACCAUUGACGUCCAUCAUCGACGUUGA
Messenger RNA from Naegleria lovaniensis, 1134 nucleotides. RefSeq lists its product as uncharacterized. The transcript has a single exon. Bases 1 to 1134 code for a protein of 377 amino acids. NCBI's taxonomy places the organism in Eukaryota, Heterolobosea, Eutetramitea, Acrasida, Naegleriidae. The record is from RefSeq and is a predicted model, not a curated record.